AUGCGGCCUCCAAUGAGGUCUAGUAUAGCAUGUCUUCGGUGCAGAAAAUCCAAGAUCAAGUGCGACAAUGACAACACUGGGUCGCCCUGCGACACCUGCAUCAAGGCGGGCCACAAGUGUGAGUUUCCGGAUCCCACGCCCCUCCCGGCCAAGCGAGCCGAACCUCCCACUGCACCGAAACAGGAGAAGGACGCCGGCCAUGAUCGGAAACGGGUGAAGAAGCUUGAAGACGCCACUCACUCCGAAGGACGUACUGGCACAGUGUAUGCACAGGAGGUUCUCGCGGCACCGUACCUGACAGUAGAUUUGUGGCACCAACUGUUCGACAUUUACAAGCUACACUUCGCCACCGAACUUCCCUUCUUGCACCUCCCGACGUUGAAGGGCAUAAUCCACGACAAGGACAGCAAGAAACCGUCGGCCGAGUCAAACCUGGUUCUUCUGGGCAUCCUGGCCCUCACGGCAAGAUUCCAGCCCGAACUGGUCAAGUACGUUGCCCAUAUAACGUACGACAAAGUAGCGGGCCCCAAGUCCCGAGGUGCUUUGCCUAGACCGGAGCCUGCGGUGGCUUCGGAUUACUUUGCGAAUGCUCUCGCCAAAGCGCUGGGGAACCUAGAAUCGGCUCUGACCUCGGCCACCGUCAUCCGUGUCCAGGCCUUUCUCAUGCUCGGCCUGUACAAAUGGAGCCAGCCCAGCGGUGGCCUGGCUGCGUGGAUGUACGUCGGCGUGGCCAUCAGGAUGGCCCAGGGCUUGAAGCUGGGCUUCGGUGACCGGCCGUCGCGUGGGAACAAGAUUCUGGGUCCCAUUCCGCGAUCGAACAAGCCAGCACAGCUACCGUCGGAUCGAUGGAAGGACCAGGAGAUCAGGCGACGCACAAUGUUCAGCUGUCUGAUACUGGACCGGCUCCUGUCAUGUGGAUCUGACCGCGUCUCGGUGGUUCAAUCCAAGGACCUCCAGAUCCAGCUUCCCUGCACCGAACAUGCCUUCGACCUCGGCCGCGUCGUUUAUACCGGCUUUCUACGACAAGUGGGACGGGAGAUGGAGCGGCCCAUUGACGACAGUGUUCUCAGCCGUUUCGUGCAACUGGCCGACUUUUGGGGGGACAUCACCAAGUAUAGCUUUGCGGGCGGUCGCCACACCGAAACGCUUCCGCCCUGGGACGCGGAAUCGACAUUUCAUCAGUUGAGCAGCAAGGUGGAAGCCUUCUAUGCCCACCUACCGGAGGAGUUUACCUGGUCUGGCGCGAACUUCUGGAAGCACGACAACAGCAUGUACGUGUCACUCCACAUGCUGGGCUCUCUCUGCAAGAUCAUGCUGCACCGGGAAUACAUACCAUUCUUCGCCAUCAAAUGCCAAAAGCCGGUGGGUCCUCUCGACGAACCCGUUUUCGACCCUGCCAUUGUACCCGAGUAUUUCUGGGAGCGGAGUGCGGAGCAGAUCUUCAAGGCGGCCAGGGAGAUUACAGACCUGAUCUCGACAUGUCGCGACAAGUUGCCUCACUCAUCAUUGGUUACCUUCGCCAUUUGGCAGGCAGCGUUUGUCGGCAUCUACGCCAGGCACUACCCGCACAUGGACACGGAAAACCACAUGGUCAGCAAAGAAGAGACCCAAGAGCGGGCUUCAGGAACAGUAUCUGAUAUGGCACAGACGGGGACCACGGGUAUCGCUUUCCAAGCGCUGACCAAAGUGGCUCCUUAUUUCAGCAUGGCGUCCAACUAUGUGACUUAUUUCAGGGACAUGGACCAAUAUUUCACAAUGGUUUUCUCCGACUACACGAGCCGAGGGUUAAGGAAAAGCAGCGAUGGACCUCUGAGUAUCCGGUUGAGCGGAGGUGGCGGUGGGCUUGAAGAAUGGAGGGUAAAGGCGGACAAGAUCACGAGCAACGGCAUCAUCCUCGACGACGACCGGCCGACGGGCUAUGAUGGAUCUGAAGGAUCACGGGCCAGUACGUUGGAAAGAAGCUCGUCUCUGGGCCCCGAGUAUUCCCAUCUCGGCGCUGGCGGCCUCGACGGCAGGAGGGAUUCUCGACAGGCGUCGACCUUCACCGCCAUCAAUACCAGUUCGUUCCAUCAGCAAGCUAGUCAAGAAGGCCUUGCCAGCGGUAUAUCCCAUCACUCGCCGACACAGGGCUUCUCCUCGACUCCCGGUUCCAUGGCUAACGAUGUCGGGAUCGCGGACCUCCAUGUAGAAACCGGCAACAUCGAUUCGUACAUUCGACAGACUCAGGGACAGCGGUUCGGCACCAUGCUUGAAGACAUACAGGAGUUCAGCACCGGAGGGAUGGUCUGCGAGCCGAGUGUUGGAAACUGGGACAUGCUCAAGCCGCCGUUCUACACGCAGAUGGCGGGCGGCGGCCAGCGGCCGCAGUUCAAUGGCAGCAACUUCUCUUGA
Colletotrichum higginsianum IMI 349063 is the source of this 2391-nucleotide messenger RNA. RefSeq names its product Fungal specific transcription factor. Gene Ontology annotation, biological process: regulation of DNA-templated transcription; DNA-templated transcription. The coding region runs from base 1 to 2391 and encodes 796 amino acids. The transcript has a single exon. Gene Ontology annotation, molecular function: zinc ion binding; DNA-binding transcription factor activity, RNA polymerase II-specific; DNA binding. NCBI's taxonomy places the organism in Eukaryota, Fungi, Ascomycota, Sordariomycetes, Glomerellales, Glomerellaceae. Gene Ontology annotation, cellular component: nucleus. The record is from RefSeq and is a predicted model, not a curated record.